AUGGGGUCGGAAUACGACAAAGUUAAUCAAGGUGACUACGAGGCUCACACAGUGGAGCCCGAUAGCUCUAACUACAAGAAUGAGAUCGGGGAUGUCGGAAAAAUAGCUGGCUUAGCAACAAAAUUAGCCAAACGCCAAAAGCGAAUAGGAAACAUCCAAGUCACCGAGCGUGUAAUCAACCUACUAGCCUCCGCCACCAUCGGCGCAAUCAUGGGCUAUACUCUCGAAAAUUUCAUCGUUAACCAACACGAAGUUAUAAACGGCACGGGUCCCUUCGGCGCAAAUCCAAAGCUUUGGCCAACUUAUGUAAUGACUGCAGUUGCAGGCAUUACAUUAAUAUUCAAUGCUUCUGUUCUCUUAGCAUAUUGCUGUGGUAAAAAGGCUUCUGAUAAAAUUGCCUCUGGAAGUAGUUAUGUUAAACUACUGAGUCCGAUUGGGCAUUUAAUUGUAUGGGCAACAACCGCCGGUUCCUUCAAAGGAGCGGCCAGCGGAAACGAUAUUUGGAGUUUUUCGUGUUCCGAUGCGCCAUCGGAUGUCUCAAUUCAACAACAGUUCGAAAAUAAAAUUAACUACAAUACGCUCUGCACUACCAACACCGCCUCACUCUACACCGCUAUCGGCACCGCAGUAUUUGCCGUCAUUGGGAUAAUAUUGUGGGUUAUUGUCACAGUCCAUACAAGGAAACAGAAGAAAACGAAAGAAAAGCUCGAGGCUGCAAAGAGAUUUGAGGAUUUUCGCAAUUCGGCACGACCAUAUGUGUCGCUUCAGGUUCAAUAUGGCCAAACUCCGCCUGGACCAACGUCGUAUACCAACUACGGAUAUCAAGGACGAAUUUGA
Molecule: messenger RNA, 837 nt
Organism: Orbilia oligospora ATCC 24927
Lineage: Eukaryota; Fungi; Ascomycota; Orbiliomycetes; Orbiliales; Orbiliaceae
Exons: 3
Coding region: 1-837 (278 amino acids)
Source: RefSeq, a predicted model, not a curated record